Molecule: messenger RNA, 2126 nt
Organism: Juglans microcarpa x Juglans regia
Lineage: Eukaryota; Viridiplantae; Streptophyta; Magnoliopsida; Fagales; Juglandaceae
Product: L-galactono-1,4-lactone dehydrogenase, mitochondrial
Exons: 6
Coding region: 101-1900 (599 amino acids)
Cellular component (GO): membrane
Molecular function (GO): FAD binding; galactonolactone dehydrogenase activity; D-arabinono-1,4-lactone oxidase activity
Source: RefSeq, a predicted model, not a curated record
AAAGUGAGCUUCGUCCACCGUCUUUUUGGUUUUGUUUCAGAGGGGUAGCUCAGCUGGCUUACAGCCUCGCUCCUAAACGCUCAAGUCAAUACUCGUCAAAAUGCUGAGAGCUCUCACUCGACGCUCACUUCCCUACCUCCACCCUCGCCGCCACCUCAAAUCCCCGGCCUCCACCUCCAGUUCAACCAUCCUCGAACGCCCUCUUAAGCCCACAUCCGCACGCCCAUUCUCCACGACCUCCACCUCCACCGCCAGCGACGCUGAGCUCCGCAAGUACCUCGGCUACGGAGCGUUGCUCCUCUUCUGUGGCGCCGCCACCUACUACUCCUUCCCCUUCUCAGAAAACGCCAAGCACAAGAAGGCCCAGAUCUUCCGCUACGCCCCUUUGCCCGAUGACCUUCACACUGUCUCUAACUGGAGCGGGACCCACGAGGUCCAGACCCGGAUCUUCCACCAGCCAGAGAACCUCCAGCAGUUGGAGAAUGUGGUCAACGAGGCCCAUCAGAAGAAAACCCGCAUUCGGCCGGUCGGGUCUGGCCUUUCUCCCAACGGUAUCGGGCUCUCCAGGGCCGGGAUGGUGAAUUUGGCGCUUAUGGAUAGGGUUUUGGAGGUGGACAAGGAGAAGAAGACGGUGAGAGUUGAGGCUGGGAUAAGGGUUCAGCAAUUAGUGGAUGGUAUCAAAGAUUAUGGCCUUACGUUGCAGAAUUUCGCGUCCAUUAGGGAGCAGCAGAUCGGUGGCAUUGUGCAGGUUGGUGCACAUGGUACCGGUGCAAGACUGCCUCCCAUUGAUGAGCAGGUCAUCAGCAUGAAACUGGUAACUCCUGCCAAAGGAACAAUAGAGGUUUCAAAAGAUAAAAAUCCGGAGCUAUUUUAUUUAGCUCGCUGUGGUCUUGGGGCCCUUGGUGUGGUAGCUGAAGUCACCCUCCAAUGUGUUGAGAGACAGGAGCUUUUGGAGCACACAACUGUGUCAAGCAUGAAAGAAAUCAAGAAAAACCACAAGAAAUUGCUAUCUGAUAAUAAGCAUGUGAAAUAUCUAUACGUUCCAUAUACCGACACUGUGGUGGUCGUGACAUGCAAUCCUAUUUCUAAAUGGAAAGGUCCCCCAAAGUUCAAACCCAAAUAUACUAACGAUGAAGCCCUUCAGCAUGUUCGUGAGCUCUACAGUGAGUCCCUACAGAAAUACAGAAAUAUUAAAGAUGAAUCUCCAGACAACUUUGAACCAGAUGUGAGUGAGCUAUCAUUUACAGAGUUGAGGGAUAAACUACUUGCCCUUGAUCCUCUCAACAAAGACCACAUCAUAAAGGUCAAUCAAGCUGAGGCUGAGUUCUGGAAGAAGUCAGAGGGAUACAGAGUGGGAUGGAGUGAUGAAAUAUUGGGCUUUGAUUGUGGUGGCCAACAAUGGGUUUCUGAGACAUGUUUCCCUGCAGGAACGCUAGCAAAGCCAAGCAUGAAAGACCUUGAAUUCAUGGAAGAGUUGAAGCAGCUCAUUGAGAAGGAAGAGAUACCUGCACCUGCUCCAAUAGAGCAGCGCUGGUCAGCUUGCAGCAGGAGUGCCAUGAGUCCUGCUUCAAGUUCAGCUGAGGAUGAUAUAUUCUCAUGGGUUGGUAUAAUCAUGUACCUUCCUACAAUGGAUGCACGCCAAAGAAAGGAAAUAACAGAAGAAUUCUUCCACUACCGUCAUCUGACCCAGGCAAAGUUGUGGGAUCGUUAUUCUGCUUUUGAACAUUGGGCUAAGAUUGAGGUUCCGAAGGACAAAGAUGAGCUUGCAGUUCUCCAAGCAAGGCUGAGGAAGCGUUUCCCUGUUGAUGCAUACAAUAAAUUUCGAAGGGAACUGGACCCAAACGGCAUCCUUUCUAAUAACAAGCUGGAGAAGCUGUUCCCAUUACCAGUUACCAUUUGAGAAGCAUCCUUUCUUGGUUAGUUAUUCAUCUAUAAACUUGUUUUUAUUAAUUAAUUUCCAAUGCCUCUGAUUUUUUCUCUCUGUUUGUCUGGCCACUGCUGCAAGGAUUUUUAGCACCCAUGUAUUGCUUGUAUAUUAAUAAGUGAAAGUCAAUAAAUUCAGCAAGUAUUUGUUGCUACUGAAAUGUGAGAUUUUUCCAAUAUAUUUGUUUCACUACUUUCAGUAA